AUGAGAGACGCAAUGGUUGUUAAUCAAGAUUUGGUUCGACGUGAUGUGACUCAAGCGAUCAAUUCGUCAAUUACUCAUCUGUUUUUAAAGAUUGAACCUUACUAUUAUAGUGAUGGUACUUCGAAAGAUUUGCUGAUUCUUAAGGGCGUAGUUCGUACUCAAUAUAAAGGAAAAAGAUACAACAUUCCAAUUGAAAUUUGGUUAGAAAAAGAUCAUCCUCUGAAAGCUCCACUGGUUUAUGUGAAACCGACAUCGGAUAUGUUCAUUUCUCCAGCAUCGCGCGAUGUCAACCCAGAUGGACUUGUCGUUUUACCUUAUCUUAAUUCAUGGCAUCACCCUGGAAGCGAUUUAAUUAGUUUAUUUCAUGAAAUGUCGAAAGCAUUCGGUGUAGCAUCACCUGUUUAUUCAAAUAGUUCAUCUAAUUAUGUAUCGUUAUCAAAUUCAAGUAUAUCUUCUUCAACUACCAAAGCAUCUGUAUCUCUGAAGAAUGCACCUUUACCGACCAUUCACAGUCAAGCUUCUAGUACGAUACUUAAGAAUGCUGAUGAACAAAGCCAUACUCAUCGAUUUUCUGAUAUUGUUGGUGAACCACGACGGAUGCUGUUACCGAUUCAAGGAUUUGAGAAAAUGCCUCUGGUUUCUCUUGAACAUGCUAUCAAUCCUCUUGUCUCGCUCAUUCCAGAUGUCGAACAAAUGACUUGGAUUGCUAAACAAAAUUGCAAUAGUCCAAAAGAUGGUUUAACUAUGGAUGAGUCUGCAUCUAUCAUGCUUUAUACAAUGGAAUGGGAACCGUACGAGAAAUCUUUCUAUGUUACACUCAAUAAUACUCUACGAGCCACUGUUCGUGAACAGCUAAAACCAUGGUUUUUAUAUCUUCGACUAGUCAUCAAUGCUCUUCAGAAACUUCCACCAACUCAUCAUGUUGUCUAUCGUGGUGUUAAAUCGGAUCUGGCUGCUGAAUAUUCUCGAGGAAGUACAAUUGUUUGGUGGGGUUUCUCUUCAUGUACUGUGUCUAUUGAAGCACUGAAGAAUGAGCGUUUUUUGGGAAAGGAAGGAAUAAGAACUUUGUUCAGUAUUGAAUGUGAUUCAGGUAAAAAUAUUCGAUCACAUUCAUUUUAUGCUGAAGAAGAUGAAGUUUUGCUUCUUCCGGCUCGUCAAUUUGAAGUGAUUGGAUGUCUUGAUCAAGGAAAUGGCCUUCAAAUUAUUCAACUGAGAGAAAUACAACCGAAAUUUCCGCUUAUCAAACUGAGUUCAUCAUAA
Rotaria sp. Silwood2 is the source of this 1260-nucleotide messenger RNA. NCBI's taxonomy places the organism in Eukaryota, Metazoa, Rotifera, Eurotatoria, Philodinida, Philodinidae. The record is from the annotation of a GenBank genome assembly.